Molecule: messenger RNA, 1444 nt
Organism: Cannabis sativa
Lineage: Eukaryota; Viridiplantae; Streptophyta; Magnoliopsida; Rosales; Cannabaceae
Product: cytosolic sulfotransferase 5-like
Exons: 1
Coding region: 215-1240 (341 amino acids)
Biological process (GO): sulfation
Cellular component (GO): cytoplasm
Molecular function (GO): sulfotransferase activity
Source: RefSeq, a predicted model, not a curated record
UACUAUAAGGUUAAAAGUUCGUAAUUAAUGUCAAACAAAGAAAACACCAAAUUGAAUUUAGUGGUGUAAUAACUAAAGUACCUCUUAAGUAAAUACUUAUUUAUUACACAAUGUAAUUAAUAUCUAUCAAUUGAUUUUUGCUUCUACAUGAAUCUAUAAAUAACCAUUUUGCUAUUCCAACUUUUCUUCAAAGUCUCAUAUAGAUUAAUUCAAUAUGAGUGAUUCCAUGAUGAUAAGUACCCAACAACAUGAGAAUGAGUUAUAUAGCUAUGAAGAUCAAAACAAGGAAAAAGAGUCAUUUGUUUCCCAACUCCCUAAAACCAAAGGAUGGUUAGGAUCUAAUAGUACUCUUUGCUUGUACCAAAACUUUUGGUGUCCACCAACAAUUGUUCCCAACAUAAUUUCAUUCCAAAAUCACUUCCAAGCUCUUGAUGAAGACAUAAUUAUAGCCUCAAAGCCAAAAUCAGGCACCACUUGGUUGAAAGCCCUUUUGUUCUCAAUCGUCAAUAGAGCCAACACCACACUCUCCAACACCCCUUUGCUUAGUUCUAACCCUCAUGAGCUUGUACCCUUUUUUGAGUUUAAUUUGUAUACAAGAAACCAAAAAAAUCCCCCUCUAAUAAAAAAUAUUCCAUCUCCAAGACUAUUCUCCACUCACAUACCUUAUGACUCUUUACCAAAAUCUAUUACAAAAUCGCAGUCUCGAAUUAUCUAUAUAUGUCGAAACCCUCUUGAUACCAUCAUUUCUCAUUGGCAUUUUGCAAAUCAAGCUGAUGAUAGUGAUCAUCUCGACCAUUGUUCUUCAAAGUGGACUUUAGAGGAGUUUGUGGAUGCAUAUUGCAAUGGUGAGGAAGUUUAUGGGCCAUUUUGGAGCCAUAUUCUUGGAUAUUGGAAGCAAAGUGUAGAGAAUCCUCAAAAGGUUAUGUUUUUCAAGUAUGAAGAGUUGAAAAAGGACACUAAAACUCAAGUGAAAAGGUUGGCUGAGUUUGUUGGGUUUCCUUUUUCUUUGGAGGAAGAGGCACUAGGUAUUGUUGAUGAAAUAUUGGAGCUUUGUAGUUUGAAAAAUUUGAAGGAAUUGGAUGUGAAUAAACAUGGAAAAUUCAUGCCAUAUUUUGAAAAUAAAAGUUAUUUCAGAAAAGGAGAAGUGGGAGACUGGAUUAAUCAUCUUAAUUCGGCUACAGUAGAACGUGUUAAAAAACUAGUCCAUAAGAAGUUAAAUUCUUCUGGUUUGAUACUUUAAGCUUAAAUUAUUUUACAUAUUAAUAAAUAAUAAUAACUACAUAAAUGAAAAACAGAUGUAAGUUUUAUUAUCGAACUAAUUUUUAUUUACAUGUUUGGUCCAUGAAAAGUCUAUAUAUAAAUAACUUCUAUUUGGUUGUGUAUUGUAUUAGUGUGUAUCUUUAAAGUAUUUCUAAAAUAAAUAAAAUAAGUAUUUAUUGUGUUA